Molecule: messenger RNA, 2060 nt
Organism: Oldenlandia corymbosa var. corymbosa
Lineage: Eukaryota; Viridiplantae; Streptophyta; Magnoliopsida; Gentianales; Rubiaceae
Source: the annotation of a GenBank genome assembly
CUUUCACCUUUGUAGAAAAAAACACACAAAUCUGUACUAUAUAUGUUAUAAUCUCAUCAUCAAAAAAAAAAAUCACCGCCAUUCUGUUGUUGUUGAUCGGAGAAAAAAGAAUUAUAAUUACUCCCAUUAUUGCCCAUUUAUUUUGAUAAUCCUUGGUUUGAAGAGAUUCAUUUUUUUCUUGAGGAGGGUUCCCCAUUGCUCUUCCCAAAUUGGUUUGACAAGGUUAAGAUAAAUCCAAUCUAUCAAGAGAUUAUAAAAUGGGAAAUAUGGGAAUCGAGAGUCAACCACAGAAUGGUGGACCAAGUGGGAAAACUCAAGAGGAGCAAGCCAUUGAUGACUGGCUUCCCAUCAGCUCAGCCAGGAAAGCCAAUUGGUGGUACUCGGCUUUUCACAAUGUCACCGCCAUGGUCGGUGCCGGCGUUCUUGGCCUCCCUUAUGCCAUGUCCGAACUUGGAUGGGGUCCUGGAGUGUCGGUGUUGGUAAUUUCAUGGAUCAUAACAUUGUACACCUUGUGGCAAAUGGUAGAGAUGCACGAGAUGUUCCCCGGAAAGCGGUUUGACCGGUACCACGAGCUUGGUCAGGCCGCUUUCGGGGACAAACUCGGGCUUUGGAUCGUCGUCCCGCAGCAAAUCAUAGUGGAAGUCAGCACUUGCAUCGUGUACAUGGUCACGGGAGGCCGAUCCCUCAAGAAAUUCCACGAUAUUGUUUGUCCGCCUCCGCAGUGCCAGAGCAUUAAGCUCACUUACUUCAUCCUCAUCUUUGCCUCCGUCCAUUUUGUCAUCUCCCAUCUCCCCAACUUCCAUUCCCUCUCCAUCAUCUCCUUAUCCGCUGCCGUUAUGUCUUUAAGUUAUUCAACAAUUGCUUGGGUGGCAUCACUAAAAAGGGGACAAAUUCCAAAUGUGAGCUAUGCACCAAGAGAACCAACCACAGCUGGAAACACCUUCAAUUUCUUCAACGCAUUGGGUGACGUGGCGUUCGCCUACGCGGGUCACAACGUGGUGCUUGAGAUCCAAGCAACCAUCCCUUCGACCCCCGAGAAACCAUCGAAGAAGCCAAUGUGGAAGGGAGUCAUGCUGGCUUACUUCGUGGUUGCGUUGUGCUACUUUCCUGUUGCACUCUGCGGCUACUACACGUUUGGUAGAGCCGUGGACGACAACAUCUUGAUCACCUUGGAGAAGCCACAAUGGGUCGUCGCCAUGGCUAACAUGUUCGUCGUGGUUCAUGUCAUUGGGAGCUAUCAAAUCUUCGCCAUGCCGGUUUUCGACAUGUUGGAAACUUUCUUGGUUAAGCAGUUGAAGUUUAAGCCAUCGACUCCUCUUCGUUUUUGCACUCGUACUCUAUACGUUGCUGUGACUAUGUUAAUUGGGAUGGCAAUUCCAUUCUUUGGAGGAUUGAUGGGAUUCUUUGGUGGCUUUGCUUUAGCUCCCACAUCGUAUUACCUCCCCUGCAUCAUCUGGCUCAUCCUCAAGAAACCAAGGACCUUCAGUUUAUCUUGGUUUACAAAUUGGAUAUGCAUUGUAUUAGGAGUGCUGCUGAUGACUCUAGCACCAAUUGGAGGUCUAAGGACUAUCAUAAUCUCAUCCAAAAAUUACAAGAUGUUCUCUUGAAUCCAUAAACCCAAACUUUUGUUUUCCAAAAAUGGUUCCAAGAAAAAGAGAUAAAAGAAAAAAAAAAAAAACAAAAAUUGAUGUUUGAAGAAUAAUACUAAUUAUUCAAAGUCGUCUCGAUCAAGUAGUACCCCCAAGUGAAUCAGUCAAGAUUGGUCGUUUUAGUUCGGAUUCGGGUUUAAUUGGGCACUGAUCAAUGCUGAAAUCUUCUGUUACGUGGACCGGAAAGCUUCAACUUUUCCUGGGAAGUUAAUCAGCGCUAGUCGUAGUAGUAUUAUAGUACACCUGUGUCCUAAUGUCUUAGUCUUAUAUGAUGUUGAUUUUCCUUUUUCUUUUUCCCCCCUUUUUUAAAAAAGAUUUGUAGACUUGUGUUAUGGGUCUGGUCAUGUACAUAAUAACAUUUACUUAAAGAGUGGAAUGGAUUUUAUUGAAUGGAAGAUGUAGAUUUUUGGA